GUUUGUGCAGUUGACUGAGGUUUUUCUACGUUCAGUGUCAUUAUGUGUCUCGAUUUUGUCGAAUGGUUAUAUCCUCGUCAACGAUGGAUUCGGAAUUACGCGUCUGUAGGUAUGGGUGAAGUGACAAAAUCACACUUUGACGGAUAUCUGUAGUAACCGAUAAUGUACAAAAUAUCGUUGAAUUCUGAGAAUGCCCGCUAUCUUAGCCUUCUUAAGUCUGUUGAAUUCUUAAAGAAUGCCCAGAAGCAAGGUUUCAAGAGUUGUUUAACACAAAGCUCUAAGUUUUAUAAAUCAAAUAAUCAAAGUUGUGUCUCUUACAAAUCAAUAGCUCACUAUUUAUACUAAUAAGAAAAGACAUAAAUCCUUAAGGAUUAUGAUCUAACAUUCUAUCCUAAAGUCUUUAAUCAUUAUCUUUCUAAUUAUUAAGAAUACUUAUGUUUAUCUAGAACAAGAAUAAAAAGGAAACUAAAAACCAAAGCCCAUAGAAAUAAGAUGCUAAGCUGCAUCACACUUUCACGCAGAUCAACAAUAGAAUGUUGUGAAACAGAUGCUGGAUUUUAUAAGAUUGUGGUCUGUAAGAUUGAAGUAGGAUUUUGCCUACUCCUCCCAUACCAUACAUUCCCUUAGUCCUGAAUCCAUCUCUGAUGGGUAACUACUGGAAUUCCAAGGCUGAGAAAGCUCUCUGCACUUUGUUUGUUACCUUCACUAAGCUUCAGCUAACUCAUACGUGAGCUCUGAAUUGGUAUGUUUAUCUUUCUGUGACUCUUCUGUAACACAUUUUCUGGAUUAUUAUGUGAGCUGGAUAUUAUUUGAAUGCUUAUCUACAGGGAAAUGAUUUUCAUGGGAGUUGUUACUUUUCUAGUGAAAAUAGUUUUGAAAUUCGUAAUGGAUAGUGAAACUGUAGAAUUAAUGGAAUGAAGGAACAAUAGAUAUAUUUGAUUGUGGAUCAAUUGGUAGACGUUCCAGCAUCAGGAGUUGUAAAAUAUAUUCAAGAGGUAUUUAUUAGAGAGAGAGCUUCACAACUCCCGAUCAUGGAAAUGGCAGACUUCCCAAAUUUUGAUCCCGCGGAUAAGGCUAGCUGGUUCAACUAUGAGUGGUUUUGUGACGAGUGUCCUUGAUCAGGCGUUUACCCAUCUGUGUAGCUGCUUUGGCGUUGAAGUCAAUUAUGUUUGGAACCAUGAGAAGAAUCUGGCGGCUCUAGAGGACACCAUGAAGGUACUCAGAGCAAGGCGAGCUGAUGUGUUGACAACGGUGCAGAGGCAAGAAAGCGAGGGUCUUCAAAGGCUUAACGAAGUUGAGGUAUGGCUUACGAGUGUCGAGAAUAUCCAAAAUCAAGUCUAUGAUUUGCUUCUUACCCGUAGAGAUGAACUUGAAAAGUUGUGUAUUUGUGGUCUUUGUACAAAAAAAUUGAGCUCAAGUCAUAGCUACGGGAAAAGGGUUUUCGAGAUGCUGAAAAAAGUUGAAGUUUUAGAAUCUAAAGGAGUGUUUGAAGCGAUAGCUGUGGCAGUGGAGAGGCCUUUACCAAAGACGAUUGUUGGUCAAGAAAAAAUGCUCAAAAGGGCAAUGGAGCACCUCAUGGAUCAUGAGACUGGGAUUAUGGGUCUCUAUGGUAUGGGUGGAGUAGGAAAAACAACUCUUCUCGAACAGAUCAACAAUAAAUUUAUUGAGCACACAGUUGACGGGGUCGAAAUUGUCAUAUUUGUUGUGGUGUCCAGCGAGCUACGGGUUGAGAUGAUUCAAGAUGCGAUUGCUGAGAAACUAGGAUUUCUUAGAGAGGAUUGGAAACAAAAAGAGAAGAGCCAGAAGGUCGCUGAUUUGUACGCUCGUAUGAAGACAAUGAAAUUUGUCUUGUUAUUGGAUGACAUUUGGAAAGAAGUGGAUUUAAAAGAAAUCGGAGUCCCAUUUCCGACUAGGGAAAAUGGAUGCAAAGUAGUGUUCACUACUCGUUCUAGGGAAGUAUGUGGCCAAAUGAGGGUUGAUGAUCCAAUGGAAGUUAAGUGUUUGGAGUCCAACGAAGCUUGGGAUUUAUUCCGUAGUAAUGUUGGGAAAAUCACAUUAGAAAGCCACCCAGAUAUUCUUGAGCUAUUCAAGAGUUAUCUAUUCGAAUCCUUGAGGAGGAAUCAAUAUUGACUCUUCCAGAUAUGGCGGUUCUCAGUAAGCUCGAAAUGGAGCAUAGUAGAAUGGUGGAGAUAAAUGUCAAGAGGAGUACACCAUCAUUGAACAAAAGUCCAACAAAUGUAAGCUUCCCAAACCUCUCUACAGUGCAUGUAGUUAGAUGCCAUGGUCUAAAGGACUUGACAUGGCUUUUGUUCGCACCAAACUUAAAAGUUCUUACCGUUGGUAGUUCAACUCAAGUAGAGGAUACAAUCAACAAAGAAAAAGCUGCGAAUAUUCUCACAGAGAAUGAGGCAGUUACCAUCAUUCCUUUUCAGAAACUAGAGCGUAUGAUUUGCCAGAGCUGAAGAGCAUCUAUUGGGGUCCUCUCCCUUUCCCACGUUUGAAGAAAUUCAGGAUAGAUAGGUGUCCAAAUCUGAGAAAGCUUCCAUUUGAUUCUAAAAGUUGCAGCAGCGCGGGUGAAGAGCUUGUCAUCCACAGUGGAGAACGGGACUGGAUAGAUAAGGUUGAGUGGGAGGACGAAGAGACUAAAGAGCGUUUCCCACGUUCCAUCGGUCCUUCCGAAACUGAAACAGUUCUCGAAAUUCUGAUGGAACUCUCUUCUACUUUUGCAUCCACUUGAAAUUGUGUCUACUGCUUGCGUCCACUCUCAAAAAAGUUGGUGUUUCUAAUCAAUUUAUUUUCUAUAUGUUCAUGUAUAUUCUGUGUUUACUGUUUGUUUGGUGUGAAUAUCAUUACUCUCAAGAAACUUUACAUAAAAGUUAUACAGUUCCGUUUUGUAA
Messenger RNA from Brassica napus (rape), 2897 nucleotides. Its product is annotated as probable disease resistance protein At1g12290. Bases 1090 to 2130 code for a protein of 346 amino acids. The record is from RefSeq and is a predicted model, not a curated record. Gene Ontology annotation, molecular function: ADP binding. The transcript has 2 exons. NCBI's taxonomy places the organism in Eukaryota, Viridiplantae, Streptophyta, Magnoliopsida, Brassicales, Brassicaceae.